Molecule: messenger RNA, 529 nt
Organism: Meloidogyne enterolobii
Lineage: Eukaryota; Metazoa; Nematoda; Chromadorea; Rhabditida; Meloidogynidae
Source: the annotation of a GenBank genome assembly
GAACAUUGGAGGGAAUUGAGGCUUUAUGGACUUUUGAAUGAUCAAAGGGCAGCAACAACAACACAGCAACAAUUAAAUAAUUUACAACAAGAUGAAGAUAAUUUUACUUUUGAUCUCUACUCAUUAGGUUCUUCAAUAGAUGUUAACAACGGUCAACAACUUCCAAUGGACGUAGAAGAACGCCAAUUUACUCGAAACGCAGCAAUUUGUGAACGAGAAACAAAAGAAUGGGAAGGGGCGGCAGUUUUAGUCUCUAAUAUUAUCGGAAUAAUGCCUAGUGAACCAAUAAUGUCGCCUGAAACUGUUGGACUUUUUUGUGGACGUUGUACAACUUUUGAUGUUCGAAAAGAGAGGGUAUUGAUUGGGAGAAGUACAAAAAGACACAAUGUUGAGGUCAAUUUAACAUUGGAAGGACCAACUUCUUAUAUUAGCAAUAUUUAAACUGACAGAAAAUAAUAAUUGUUUACUUCGAAAUAUUGGAAAACGACAUAUUAACGUUAAUGGAAGAGCUCUUUUACAAGGAGAAGCA